GUCUUUGCCGAGCUUCGGCGGAAAUAUUGGAUUCUUUGAGGCAGAGAGGCCAUCAAACGGUGUCAGAGUACUUGUGUGGACUGCCAGAAAUGGAGAAGAAACCCUGAGGUACGAAAAAUGGCAGACCUCCCUCCAGCCAGAUUACGUUUAUUCAAGCCCGCCUUCUACUCAACAGGAAUGGAUUGCUUCGGUCCAUAUACUGUUAAAGUAGGUCGCAGAAACGAGAAGAAAUGGGGCAUCCUGUUCAAAUGUCUAACUACCCGGGCAGUUUACAUUGACGUCCUUCAUAGCCUCGAGCAGCUGGCAAGCCAGCAAAUACAAUUCCACUUCAAUCCCCCUAAUUCUCCACACUUUGGUGGCAGCUGGGAAAGAAAGAUUCGCUCCCUUGAACAGGCCUUGAUGACAACACUUGGUGCCCAGUCUGUCACCUUCGAAAGUACUGUACACUGUACUGGUGGAGAUCGAAAUUCCAAGCCACUAGGCUACAUUUCAUCUGACAUAUCUGAUCUAGACCCCAUCACACCAAGUUCCCUUCUCAUGGGGCGGCCAGAUUCAUCACUUCCUCCUGUGAUAUACCCAGAAUCUGAACUGAUCAGUCGACGCAGAUGGCGCCAUAGUCAAGUCCUUGCCGACCAAUUCUGGAAGCGCUUCCUCAGGUUCUACCUUCCCAGCCUUCAGACCCGCCAGAAGUGGCAAGAUGAGAAAUCUGACCUCCAGGGUGACACCAUCGUCCUGAUCGUCGACCCCCAGCUACCCAGAGCACUGUGGCCGGUGGGCCAGGUGUCGAAGGUAUUCCCUGGAGUAGACAGCAGAGUAAGAGUAGCAGAAAUUAAGGUGGGAAAGAAGUUGUACACAUGCCCAGUCGCACGCCUCAUCCGAUUGCCUGCCAUACCAGAUUAAAGCUACUCUGAAUGGUAUAGGUUAUAGGCCCUUUUGUUAUUGUACAUAUUUCCUUCCGAAAAUAUGGGGGCGGCUGUAAAAAAGGCCACACACAGGUUAUAUUCAUGUGUCUUAGUUUCCCUUGCAAUACACUACAGUCAACUCAGACGCAGCAUCCAUCCUGUCAUGCUGCCAGCCAAUCAGCGCUCCGGGCAGGAUGCGCA
Molecule: messenger RNA, 1103 nt
Organism: Sinocyclocheilus anshuiensis
Lineage: Eukaryota; Metazoa; Chordata; Actinopteri; Cypriniformes; Cyprinidae
Exons: 2
Coding region: 118-900 (260 amino acids)
Molecular function (GO): nucleic acid binding
Source: RefSeq, a predicted model, not a curated record